This is a messenger RNA of Danaus chrysippus (African queen), 3888 nucleotides long. The record is from the annotation of a GenBank genome assembly. Lineage: Eukaryota; Metazoa; Arthropoda; Insecta; Lepidoptera; Nymphalidae.
AUGUUAGCUUGUGUGUGUCAACCAACAGAAACAGCUUUACUAUUCAAAGGAGGACCACCUAUUACAAUGGGGCCACUAGGAUCUACGAAAACGAAUCAAAACGCUGACGAAGUUAUAAAAACUAUCGGGAUAUUUCCGAGAGAUGACAAUGUAAUUAGUGAUAGCAACAGGGAACACUCUCCAAUAAUAUCGAUUCCAAAGUAUGUCGAUUCAUCGGGUAAUCUUUUGAAUUUAAAAAAGAUCGAGAGAAAUGGUAAAACAACUAAAAUUCUAGUUAACCCAGUUUGUUCUGAGAGUGUGAGUGACGACAGCUGUACUCCUAAAACUGUUAAUACGAAAUGGAAUGGUAAGAAAAAGAGACUUAAAUUUGGAUUCAACAAAUGCAAAGACAAUCUACAUUCCAAGCAUAUAGACAGUGGUUGCGUUGAGACCAAGGAAGAUAAAAAAUCCAUAUCUUGUUUUAAAAUCAAAAGUCGAGAUGAUAAGUCGCGUACAAAUGAAGACAGAAGUUCUGGUCGAGAGAACUGCACUAAUGAAAAUGCGAGUAAUUCAAUGAGCUCAGAUAAACCAGAUCUCAUUAUACAUUCGAGAAAAAAUAGCAAUGAGACUUCAAUAGAUGGAGAGGCUAUAACUGAUGAAUUUAUAGAUCAAGUAAAAGCAAAGAAACGAUGUGCUUCGAAUGGUAAAGAGUUGGGGGAAGGGGUGGAAUUGACGUUGGGCGAGUUGCGAGCGAUGGCGCUUCGACAACAGCAGCAGAUAGACACUCAGCAUCAGCUGCUCUGCGCCAAGGAACAGCGGCUGCGAUAUUUGAAGCAGCAAGAAGCGAGGCAGCAUCAGGUGGCGGUGGAAGGUGAACGGUUGCGUCGUCUGCGCGAGCGCGUUGAGGCUCAAGAACAGAAAUUGAGAAGACUCCGGGCUUUGAGAGGACAGUUGGACAGAAAUAAGCAGGCGAAUAUUGCUCUCACAAGUGACCUCGAGUCGAUUCGUGCGUUAUUCAAUGAAAAGGAGAAGGAACUGUCUGUGGCUGUGGCGAAGGUGGAAGAACUGACGCGGCAACUUGAAGAAUUAAGACGAGGAAGAGUCCAGACAGCACCGCCUUCAGCCCACGAACUGGAUAAAUUACGACGAGAACUUAUGUACCGGAAUAAGCUGAAUGAGCAACAAAAUGGAAGACUGUCAGCACAAAGAGCAGCUUUGGGAGCAAGGCAGGAGGAAAUGCGUAGUAUUGAUCGUCGAGUUUCUGAAUUACAAGCAAGAUUGUUGAGAAAACGAGCUUUGAAUAGACAGCUUGCAGCAGCACACCGACAGCCACAACAAAGGACAAACAAUCCAACUCCAAUGCAACAAUUGCCGAACUAUCCGCCAAACACAAACCAACCAAAGAAUCAGCCGGCGAGAGGAAACGUGGCAGCGGUAGAACCUUACAAUCAUGUACCACACGCGCAGAGCUUGCAUAGUAAUAACUUCCAAGCAAUGAAGCAGAAUGUAGUACAAAAUAAUGUGCCAUUAAAACAGCUGACUCAAACUGACAAUAUUCAAGGUCACUUAACGCAACAAGAAGCUCAUUUCUUACAACAAAAGCAAAUGAUGAACCCUCUGUACAAUGGUCACUACCCGCAUAUGCCUAAUGUACAAGAUAGCCAAUAUCAAGGGCAAUACAAUAAUAAACAAGAUGUUAAUUCGUUUGCUCAUGUACAACAAGGCAUCACAAAUUCUUACGAUCAAAAAGCAAUGUUUGAUCAUAUGAAUAAGUACAACGAAUAUCCAAAACAACCACAGUAUAGUCCCAACAGUACGAGCAGUUCUAACAGCAAUCAAACCGGUAAGGAAUUAAAAAUAAAUGAGCAAGAAUUCCCUCCAGAGUUUGCUGCAAGUAAAUCCGACCCUAAAUAUCAAACAUUGCCGUAUAAUACAAAGUUUCCUCAAAACGUCAAUGGUAAAUCAAAACAGCCCGAUGUAAACGGCAAAAGUAAUGAACAAGAUAACAAAAACCAAAGCGCCCCGAAUAUAAAUCAUAUGACGGUUCAUUCUACGCCACUUUCAGUUGUCAAUAAGAGUUUGGCGACUCCUCUUAAUCAGAAUGAAGCAGCAUAUCAACAGGAAAAUACAUAUCAAUUGCAAAAAUCUGAUUCUUCGAGCAGAUGUAAUCAGGAAGGCAAAGAAAAUCAUGCAUAUCCACAAAACUCUAGAUUAAGUCAAAAUAGUAGUCAGAAUACUUCAGAAGGUUCACGGAAUUCUGGAGGAAAGAAUCAACAAAGCAGUGCCUUGAAAGGCAGUUCGCCAAGUUUGCUGUUGAAUACUACAAGUGCUAGUAGUUCUAUCGGAUUUGGGAAACCCGUAUCGAGUGUAGCACCUACAUCGGUUCAGGUCUCGAGCGGCAAACCAUCACCCAUAUAUCAGACAUCCUCAACAAAGAUCCAACCAGUUCAACCACAAACCGUUCAGACCCAAAGCAUUUCUGUACCACCAUCAAAUCAUGUCACUAGUAAUAUGGCAAAUUCCCAACCCCAGAUAUUAAGGAACACUGCGUCAGGGCUAUCAGCUAGCACAACAAGCACUAACUUCAGCGGUCCAAACUCAUCAUCACAAAGUAUUUUGCUAUCUCCACCUCAAAGUGCCAGUACUCCUCUGUCAACGCCAGAUGUUAGCGGGACUGACAAAUCACCUAAACCAGCUUUACCUCCUAAACCCACUAUUAAGACUCCACCGAGGCAAACAAUAAAUCAUGAUGCAGGAUUCAAUCAAUCAAAUGAAACUAUUAACAUGCCAACAAUAACAAUGCCUGAUUCGUGUAAUGAUAACGAACAGCAGAAUCACAGGGAACUCAGCAAUGGAAGUAGCAAUAACGAGAUGAUUAUAAAAGCUCGACCAUUAACGAUCAGAAAACCGCCGCUAAGUGAACAACCCAAACUAAGAAACGUUAACAAUAUCAAAAACGGCAUCAGUGUCAGCAUGAACCGGCGAAUAGAAAUGCCACCAGCAUUCCUAUUCCCAGAAAUGGAUCAUUUGAAUCACGAUUCAAGUGAGAUGCAAAACGGACAAAAAGACAAAACGAAGCAGAAAGAUGAAGUCGACAGAUCAUUGAAUAAUAACAUAUCUUUAGUUUCGAACGAAAGGGAAGAUAGUAAAGAUACUGUUAUUACUGAUAUAACGGAGCAAGUCAGCUCGGUGGAUUUGAACGGUCAGGAUUCUCAGAGGUCUGAGAAUAUACUGAGGCGGUCAAAGAAAGGCAAUUUGAAACAGGGCGGGAAAACCGCUCUCGCGAGGCGAGUCAGCUUCGACCCUCUCGCAUUGCUAUUGGAUGCGAGUUUAGAAGGUGAAUUGGAGCUUGUCAAGAAAACUGCUACUCAGGUGCAAAACGCAAGCGCUGCGAAUGACGAAGGGAUCACAGCUCUCCACAACGCUAUAUGUGCUGGUCAUUUCGAAAUUGUUAAGUUUUUGGUGGAGUUAGGUUGUGAUGUAAACGCUCAAGAUUCUGACGGCUGGACGCCUCUUCAUUGUGCCGCUUCUUGUAACAACCUGCCUAUGGUCAGAUUUCUUGUUGAUAACGGCGCUUGCAUUUUUGCAACAACUCUCUCUGAUCACGAGACAGCUGCUGAGAAGUGUGAGGAAGACGAAGAAGGUUUUGAUGGUUGUUCUGAAUACUUGUACAGUGUUCAAGAGAAGCUGGGUAUCAUGAACGGAGGUACGGUGUACGCGGUGUUCUCAUACACAGCUUGUAGGCCGGACGAGCUGUCGUUUGACAGCGGCGCCCGGCUCCAGGUGUUGAGGAAAGGAGACGACAACGAACGGGAGUGGUGGUGGUGUCGCGACCACACCUCCGCAGAGGGAUAUGUACCGAGGAACUUGCUUGGGUUAUAUCCAAGAGUAACCCCACAGCAGGAAUGA